Messenger RNA from Gossypium arboreum, 1362 nucleotides. RefSeq lists its product as uncharacterized. The record is from RefSeq and is a predicted model, not a curated record. The coding region runs from base 1 to 1362 and encodes 453 amino acids. Lineage: Eukaryota; Viridiplantae; Streptophyta; Magnoliopsida; Malvales; Malvaceae. The transcript is spliced from 4 exons.
AUGGUCGAGUAUGAGGCAGAAUUUCUGAGGCUGAGUCACUACGCAAGGGGCAUGGUGAUGAAUGAGUAUGAGCAUUGUGUUCGAUUUGAGGAUGGUCUUCGUGACAGUUUCCGAGUUUUAAUAGCUUCUCAGAGGGAGCGAGAUUUCUCGGUCUUGGUCGAGAAGGCCAAGAUAGCCGAGGAGGUGAAGCGCUCUGAGUAUCAAAACCAUGAGAAAGGGAAAGUUAAGAGGGAUUUUGAGUCUACUGGUUCUAGGAUGAGGCCUAAAAAAAGGCUAGAGCUGAUGGGUCCGUUAGAGUUGAGCCUACUGUUGCACCUGUUAAGGUGGCGAUCUGCCAGCUAUGUAAUAGAAGCCAUCCAAGCGAGUGUUAGAGAUCUACUGGCGCUUAGAGCACCUGGUAGAGGUGCUGGGCUAACUGAGGUGAGACAACCUGCACUUGUCUAUACUGCACGUCACCGUGAGGAUGGAGAUGCUCCAGACGUCAUCACGGGUACAUUUUUUAUUCUUAAUGUACCUUAUGUUGCAUUGAUAGACGUAGGCUCUACGCAUUCUUAUGUUGCAUGUUUUGUGUCUAAGACCUUGUGGAUUUUGCAUGAGAGUACUUCUAGUGAGAUUUCUGUGGUAAGUCUGUUGGGGCAAACCAUUAGGGCUAGUAAGCUAUUUAGGGACGUUCCAUUGGAAGUCCAAGGGACAAUAUUUUUGGUUGAUCUAAUGGAACUUCCGUUUGGGGAGUUCGAUUUAACUCUGGGUAUGGACUGGUUGGUGAAGCAUCGUGUAAGUCUGGAUUGCACUGAAAAGGGGGUGGUUCUGAAGAUCGAGGAGGAUAAUGAGAGAAUCGUGAUUGGAGAACGACGGAAUUAUCUGAGUAAUAUGAUAUCUGUAUUGGUAGCAGAGAAGCUGGAAUUACCAGGAUUACCUCUGAGCCGUGAGGUAGAAUUUGGGAUUGAGUUAAUUCUUGGUUCAGCUUCGGUGUCUAUCGCCCCUUAUCGAAUGGCACUAAAAGAGCUGGCUAAACUUAAGGCUCAGAUUCAGGAGCUGUUGCAUCGCUACAACUAUUGCAAAUUGUUCCAACAUUGCAAAAUUCGAUCUAAGGAGUAUAUGUCUCUUGAACAAGAAAUUGGUGAUGUUGAAGGCAUUCAUAAAUUAAAAAAAGUAAUUUCUGAUUUACACUAUAGAAGUGCCAUGGAUGUUGAGCAGAUUUUGAAUUAUCCAAGUGAAAAUGAAUCUUUGAUGGAAUCACCUACGUAUGAAGAAAUUAUUCAAGGAGUAAUGGAUGUGCCAGCUGAUGAGGAGCAAGAUCCAGAUAACAGUAGUGUUUUAUCACAUGUUUCUCCAAAAGUGGCUUUUCAUGUAAUGGCCUAA